Messenger RNA from Aspergillus heteromorphus CBS 117.55, 1998 nucleotides. Its product is annotated as ARMH3 family protein. The coding region runs from base 1 to 1998 and encodes 665 amino acids. Gene Ontology annotation, cellular component: cytosol. Gene Ontology annotation, biological process: regulation of Golgi organization. The record is from RefSeq and is a predicted model, not a curated record. The transcript has 8 exons. Lineage: Eukaryota; Fungi; Ascomycota; Eurotiomycetes; Eurotiales; Aspergillaceae.
AUGGAAUCCCCCUUAACCCAGCAAAGUAGACCCGAAACCUUCAAGCCUAAGAUCGUCCAACUAUACGAGAACCUAUUCAAUACCACCGACUAUGCAGAGCCCUCGGAGGGUUUCUGGAGGGAAUUCUUCUUGCUGCCUCCGGAUCGUAGCCGGCUUAAUGCGAUCCUAGACCAGCUCAGUCCGGAUGAGACUCUCAACUUGCAGACUCAAACGCAGCAGCUCUUUACUCGGGCAAUUCGCGAAGCUGCCUCUGCAUCCAGUCCCAUUGAUUCUUAUGCACUCGAGACCUUGACGGUCUUCCUAGCCUGCGUGUUGAAGAAGAAAUACACCAACCCCAGUGCCGACGUUAUCACCGUUCUUGCUGGUCUCGACCAUGUGGACCACGCCAUCUCGAACUUUGUCGCCGUCCUCGACGGCAUUAUCCGGAAUGGCAGCAGCUAUGACCUCCGCCUCAAGGCAAUCCGAACCGCCAUCGCCAUGACUGGCGGCGCAUACAAGACGAGUCUAGUCUCUUACUUUACGCACCGGGACCUGUUUCCUUCUCUCAUGAAGUUUGUUCAAGAAUCCGAUACCCCCAUCCAAGUGUUUGAGCCAUUUCUUCUUCUGGGUUUGCUGGCAAACUACAACAAAUUCGAAUUCCAAAACCCCUAUCAGUUGCGACUCGACGACUUCGUCAACGAGUCCAGCAUCCAAAAAAUCGCCAAGGGCGUCGGUCUUUCCUGCGGUGCUCUGAGAAACGGCUAUGUUGCUGUGCAAGACGACUCCCCUGAGGGCUGGAGUCUGAUCGGUACCCUGAUCUAUUUCGGAUUGGGCGUACUAGCCCCUGGGAAGAAAGACAAAUCCAGUCCACCAGCGGUCGAGGAGGCCAAGGAUCUCUUUGCAGCGCUACCCGCCCAGCAAGCAACUCUUCUGCUGGCCACCUACGAUUUCAUCCACGCCAACAAGCUCUUCGGCUACCACCUCAUCAGCGCAGCUCCCGAAAAGGACAACGAAGAAUCGCCCUUCGCAUCCUUCCUCUCCCUAGCAUCCUACCUCCUGCAGCACGCCUACAGGUCGCCACGAGGGGCGCACUACGCCGAACUGAACCUCCUCACCAUGCGCAUCCUCACCGAAGACAGCAACCUCUGCAAGCAACUGUGCAGCGAAGAAAGCAAGCGCAAAGUCCGACUCUGCCGCCAAAGACAGCCCUACCUCCCUCUCGUCGCCGGCGACCGCGUCCUAGCUACUGCCAUCUUCGACAUCCUCAUCGACACCCUCUCCCACAACCUCAAACGCCGUCUCGACGUCAACCUCUACAGCCACUGCAUCGCGAUCUUCCUCCGCCUCCUCACCUACCUCUCCAUGAACAAAAUCCGCCUCACAUACCACUGGUCCGAACUGUGGCGAGCUCUCCUCUCCCUCAUGCGCUUCCUCACCACCUACGCGCCCGACCUAACCUCCAACCCCCACACCACCACCCUCACCACCACCCUGGUAACCCUGAUCGCCUUCUGCGUGUCCGCCGGCGAUACCUUCCUCCCGGACCCGACCUCCUACGACGACCUCUUCUACAAGCUGGUCGAAACCGGCCCCAUCAUCACCCGCUUCCGCGACGUUUACAACUUCAAACCCUCCUCCCCCUCCUCCUCCUCCUUCACAACAGCAACAAAAGUAACCGGCAUCAUUCCCGCCGAGCCCGCCAACAAGGACGUGCACGUCGCCGCCAUCGACACCCUCAUCGCCGUCUCGUCGCAUUUCUACACGCUGCUGUUCGUCCCGGAUAAGAACGUCGACGCGAAGCAGCCGGGCGCCGAGGCCGCGCCGGUCCCGGCCAACUUGAAGAAGAAUUUGAGUCCGCGCGAGGUCCAUAAGAUUAUCAAGCAGGGGUAUGAGACACUCAGUAUUCAGCCGCCUGAGGGGUUGAGUGCCUGGACUAGGUAUAGGGAGGCGGAUUGGAAGACGGAGUUGAAGCGCGCGGCCAGGUGCGCGGUUGAUGAUGCGAGGGUGUUGGUUGCGUAG